AAGUUUGAUCUCAGUUCAGCGGUUCGGACAGAAUCUGGAUCCUGGUUUUAAUCUAAUCCUGCAGGACGUUUCUCUGUUUUUCAGAGGAUUUCUUUAGGAUCUCAGAAAGAGUAACCAUGCCGAGCACUCGCUCUCAGAGUGGAUCUCAGCCCACGCUGCAGUUCCCUCGCCGUAAAUCCUGCAGGGUUUCCCAGAAGACCCCACUGGCCCCUCCGUCCAAACCCGAGUCCUUCACCCCGAGUCAACUUUCACCCCAAAGGCCCGCGGACCCUCCACUGUCACCCCUCCGCCUCCCCGCCAGCCCCCCAAAGCAGCAGAGCAGCGUCCAACCUCUGUUAUCACCCAGGCGACCCCGACUGCCGACUCCACCCUCCUCUCCGGCGCUCCAGACCCGGCUGCCGCUCAGUCCACGGAAGCGCACAGGUCAGGAAAACGGCUGCAACCUCGGCUCAGACCUGCAGGCUUCUCCUCCAAAGCAGAGCCGGCCGUCUCCAAGAAAACUGGGCAGCGACGAGAACUGCCCCGCCUCUGCUCGCAGACAGCUGAUCCCCUCCUCGCCACGACAGCCACGGCGGCAGGAAACGCCCACAGGAAGUCCGGUCCAACAUCACAAGGAGAGGCGGCCGCCUGUAGCUCGGCUGUUUGCAGAAAACUCCAGGUUUCAGAGCGUCAAGCAGGCCCUCCACACCGCCGUCCCGGAGCGCCUGCUGUCCCGGGAGGCCGAGCAGGCGUCCAUCCGCCGCUUCCUGCAGGAGAAGGUGCUGCAGCGCCGACCCGGCAGCCUUUAUAUCUCAGGAGCUCCGGGAACCGGCAAGACGGCCUGCCUGAACUGUGUUCUGCAGGAGAUGAAGGGCGAGCUGGCCGGCGUUCAGGCCGUGACGGUGAACUGCAUGAGUCUGAGGAGCUCGCACGCCAUCUUCCCGCUGCUGGCCGACAAACUCCGAGCCCCUGGGGGGCAGAACGGCCUGCAGAGGUUCCUGACCGGCUCCGGACCCGCAGUGCUCCUGGUUCUGGACGAGAUGGACCAGCUGGACAGCAAAGCUCAGGACGUCCUCUACACCAUCUUUGAAUGGCCGUUCCUGCCCAAGUCCCGCCUCUGUCUCAUCGGUAUUGCCAACGCUCUGGACCUGACGGACCGGAUCCUGCCGCGGCUGCAGGCCCGCCUCCACUGUCGCCCCCUGCUGCUGCACUUUGCUCCCUACAGCCGGGACGAGCUGACGGCCAUCGUGAAGGACCGGCUGGCACAGGUGUCGGCCGAAGGGGUUCUGGACGCCUCUGCGGUCCAGUUCUGUGCCAGAAAAGUGUCUGCUGUGUCCGGAGACGCCAGGAAAGCUCUGGACAUCUGCAGGAGAGCGGUGGAGAUGGUAGAAUCCGACCAGAGGAAGAAAAAACUGCAGCCCGAAAACGAGAGUCCAGGUGAGGCAGACCCCCCCCUCAAGCUUCAGCUGGAGGAAGAUGUUUGGUCCAAACUGAGACCGAGUCUCUUUCUGUCCCAUGCAGCGUCUCGGGUCGGCCUCCCGCAGGUGGCCCGGGUUCUGUCGGAGGUUUACGGCGAGCGCAUGGCGUCCCAGAGCGCGGACGGCGAGAGCUUCCCUCUGCAGCAGAAGCUGCUGGUCUGCUGCCUCCUGCUGCUCGUCCGGAGCGGGAAGAGCAGAGAGGCCAGCCUGGGGAAGCUUCACGAGGUGUACAGCCGGCUGUGCGCCCAGCGGCAGGUGUCCGGCGCCGGGCAGGGCGAGUGUCUGUCGCUCUGCAGUCUGCUGGAGAGCCGGGGAAUCUUCGGCCUGAAGAAAGCCAAAGAGGCUCGUCUCACCAAGGUGUUCCUGAAGAUCGAGGAGAAGGAGGUGGAGAACGCCCUGAAGGACCGCGCUCUGCUGGGCGCCAUCCUGGCUGCAGGCCUCCCCUCCUGAUGGAUGACCUCUGACCUUUUAGGUCUAAUGGGUUUUUUCUCAUUUUUCUGAGAGUUUUUAUCAGAGUUUUAGAAUUUUUUCUUUUUAAUCAUUUUACUCCGUUCUGAGUUUUUUCACAUUAAAUUAGUUCUAAUGAGCCUCAGAAAGUUUUUAUUUUGCUGUAAAUAAACAGAUUUGAACUUUUAUUGCGUUUAUUUGAAGAGGAAAGUAAUGAUUUUACAGAAAUUAGGUUUGUUAAAGUCAGACAGAAGAUUUUUUCAAACUGCUUUGAAAAACUGUGACAUGAAAUAAAGAAAAGUCAACUUAAA
This is a messenger RNA of Oryzias latipes (Japanese medaka), 2215 nucleotides long. RefSeq names its product cell division cycle 6 homolog (S. cerevisiae) (gene cdc6). Gene Ontology annotation, cellular component: nucleus. Gene Ontology annotation, biological process: DNA replication initiation; mitotic DNA replication checkpoint signaling; cell division. Lineage: Eukaryota; Metazoa; Chordata; Actinopteri; Beloniformes; Adrianichthyidae. Gene Ontology annotation, molecular function: DNA replication origin binding; ATP hydrolysis activity. The record is from RefSeq and is a predicted model, not a curated record.